AUGGAAAAAGCUAACAAUAAUGUCAUAAGUAAUAAAUCAAAGGAACCACCAAAACCAAUCUAUAUAUUUCAUAGAGAUGAAAAUGGUGAACUUAUUUUAUGGAACUUUAAAAUUAAAAGACCAAUCAUGAAAUUCAAUGCACAUGAUCAAGAUGAUUAUUUAAAAAUCUGGAAACUUGAUAAACUUAAACUUGAUCAAUUGAAUGAAGAGUCGACCACCUUUACUAGUAGUGGUAGUGUUGGUGUUGAAAAUGUUGAGAAUUUAAUAAAACUUGAUAAAAAAAUUAUAAUAAACUUUAGAAAUUUUUGUAAAUUUGGUGCAUGUGAAAAAGAAAUUCUAAAGAUUUUUUGA
Entrophospora sp. SA101 is the source of this 351-nucleotide messenger RNA. The record is from the annotation of a GenBank genome assembly. NCBI's taxonomy places the organism in Eukaryota, Fungi, Glomeromycota, Glomeromycetes, Entrophosporales, Entrophosporaceae.